CCCCAACUUUCCUCAAGCGCCGCUUUGCCCCUCCGCAGCCCGCCUUCGCCCCGCGGCAGAGGCAGGGCGCAUGCGCCUAGCCCGUGCAGAGGCGGGGAUUGGUGGUGGCGCGUGGGAUUCGAUUCGCACAGGAGAGAAGGAGCCCGCGCGCGGGGCGGGAGAUGGCUGGCCCUGGGGCGCUGCUGCGCCAAUGCCCGCUGCUCCUGCCUCAGAACCGCGAGGGGAGCGUCUACGAGGGGUUCGUCACCGUGCAGGAUAGAGACUUCCAUAUAAGGAUACUGUUACCAUCAGAUUUUCAGCUUAAAAAUGCAAGGAUACAGUGUAGUUGGUGUCUAAAGAAGGUAUUGCAUGGAUAUCACCAGAUUGUGAAACAGAGGUUGCAACACUGUUCUGAUCUGGUCAGUUUUAUGGUGGAGCUUAAAACUAUUUUGGAAGCUGCUUUAAAGAAUGCACAAGAGCUGCAUGCACCCCCACCUCCAGAAUACUACUCAUACCUUGUCAGAGAUAUAGAAACGUUGGGUUGGAAUAAAGUCGUAUAUGUAGAUACUGGCCUUAAUACCAUCAAGCUAAAAGGAGAAGACUCUUGUGGUCGACAGCAUCUAAUCACACUGAAGUUAAAUGCAAAGUAUCCUACAGAACCACCAAAUUGCUUUGUAGACUUCCCUGUUGAAUUUGCUCUCUCUUGGAUUCCACAGAGCUCCUUAAUAGACAUUUAUAAUCAGUUCUUGGCAGCAUUAGAAUCACUGAAAGAAUUCUGGAAUGCUAUGGAUGAAAUUGAUGAGAAGACUUGGGUACUUGAGCCAGAAAACCCCACACGGAGUGCCACAAUGAGAAGAAUUGCAAUAGGAAACAAUGUUUCCAUAAACUUAGAGGUAGAUCCCAGGCACCCAACUAUGCUUCCUGAGUGUUACUUUCUUGGAGCAGACCACGUGGUAAAUCCUUUGAGAACAAAGCUGAACAACAACAUGCACUUGUGGGAUCCAGAUAUCACCCUAUUACAAAAUUUGAAAGAAGUUUUAGAAACUGAUUUUCCUUCUCGUGCUGUGCUAGAAAAGACUGACUUCACUAUGGACUGUGGUAUCUGUUAUGCUUACCGACUUGAUGGUGCUAUUCCAGACCAAGUAUGUGGUGAUUCCCGAUGUGGACAACCUUUCCAUCAGGCUUGUUUGUUUGAGUGGUUACAAGGUCUUCCUUCUAGCAGACAAAGUUUUAAUGUCAUCUUUGGUGAAUGUCCAUACUGUAACAAGCCAAUCUCGGUGAAAAUGUCUAUGAAGAAACUUUGAAAAAAGAACUUAUACGGCUCCGGGUGAAUGACCAUGCACAUAAACUCAAGACAUUCUAAAUGGUGACAUCAAAGAAAAUACAACACAAGGAAUAUUAAUAUCAGAAGUACAAGUAUGGCAGUGGUGUAUCGGUACCUCUCUUCAGUAAACGCAAGCUUAAAAAUAUUGGAUACAGAAGGACUAGUAAAAUCUCUAUUGGGUUCUUGCAAAGAUACUGGAGAAUAUGUAAUGCUACUUUGGUGGUGUUUCUUUUUACCUUCCCAGAGAACUGUUUGGGGAUAGUGCCUGGGUAGUUGUCUUACGGUGUUUUCCUGCAAGGGGGAAAAAAAAUAUUCAAAUGUUUCCAGCAUUAAACGGAGUGGAAAUCUGAAUCAGAAGAACAAAGAUUAAAAUAUUCUGUUGCAGUGCUUUCUGGGGGAAACUUACAUGCAAAUGUCAAAGAACUACAGUGAAAGAACAAAUUCUCACAAGCUUUUAGCAAGAUUAGCUAGUAACGUUUGCUGAGCUACUAGGAGUAGAGAUUUAACCCCUCUAGAUUUUGUGAACAUUGUCAGAUGCAGCUAACAUUCAAAGCUUUAUAAAUGUACAAAUACAGCAGUGUUCAUAUCUACAGAUUAAUGUGGGAUUUGGUUUUAUAACAUGUAGACUAAAUGCUUUGCAAAAAGAAAUAAUUAGAAUUUCAUUUUUAAAAGCAACAUCUAAGGGGCUCUAAUACCUUUAUCUUUGUCCUCAAAAUUGUGAAAAUCUAUAACAUUUACAAUAUUCUUGCUAAUAAAGUUAUUAUAUACCCAUUCUAAA
Chelonia mydas (Green sea turtle) is the source of this 2081-nucleotide messenger RNA. RefSeq names its product FA complementation group L (gene FANCL). Gene Ontology annotation, molecular function: ubiquitin protein ligase activity. Lineage: Eukaryota; Metazoa; Chordata; Testudines; Cheloniidae. Gene Ontology annotation, cellular component: Fanconi anaemia nuclear complex; nucleus. The transcript is spliced from 14 exons. Gene Ontology annotation, biological process: interstrand cross-link repair; protein monoubiquitination. The record is from RefSeq and is a predicted model, not a curated record. The coding region runs from base 162 to 1283 and encodes 373 amino acids.